Messenger RNA from Penicillium macrosclerotiorum, 288 nucleotides. RefSeq lists its product as uncharacterized. Lineage: Eukaryota; Fungi; Ascomycota; Eurotiomycetes; Eurotiales; Aspergillaceae. The transcript has 2 exons. The record is from RefSeq and is a predicted model, not a curated record. Bases 1 to 288 code for a protein of 95 amino acids.
AUGUCAGAUUAUUCCAAGACAUGGUAUCAUGAGGUUUUUAGUGCCUGUAGAUUGGAUAUAGAGAUGGAAAAUCUUCCGAGUGGUCUUGAUGCUGAUACUGAAGAGCAUAUUUUAAAAACCCUUUUUGCGAAGAACGGCUUAUUUCGUCAACGAGGUACAACUGUACUGCUGGCUACAUAUGCUAUACAUAGACUUUCAUAUUCGGACCAUAUUGUCGCUAUGAAAAGCGAUGGUACCAUUAUGGAGCAAGGAACUCUGGAGGAACUCAAAGCCGUAGCGGCUACAUAA